This is a messenger RNA of Peronospora farinosa, 2016 nucleotides long. NCBI's taxonomy places the organism in Eukaryota, Oomycota, Peronosporomycetes, Peronosporales, Peronosporaceae. The record is from the annotation of a GenBank genome assembly.
AUGAAGAAUUCCAGCGCAUUCAAAGAGAAAUCACUGCAUUGCCAGCAAUUGCUCGAUAACGGGACGACAUCUGCCUUGAACGAAGCAGUAAAAGUCGCUUCUACUAUUGUAUCUCUAGACACAACACAGGCUCGCGGAUUUCUUCUGCUGACUGAAGCACUGUCUCGUCUGCACAGAUAUGAAGAUGCUGUGACAUGGUACAAAAAAGGAUUAAAAGUACAUCCUCAGAAUGAGGAGCUUCAGAUGGGACUAAAGCAAGCACGAGUAGCAGUUUUAAACAAGUUAUUAGAAGAAGAAGAAGCCGAGAAUGAGGACGAAGCUUUAAAGACUGAGGAUCAACUGGAUUUUGACGUCACAGGAACAGCUUAUGCGGAAAAAGCAUGUGACGCUCAGUCUGUAGAUGAACACGGGUCAAAUCAGAUUACUCAGCGUGCACAGACCUAUGUUGCAUCUGGUCUUAGUAACGUGCUGACUAAUGGAACAAAGGAGACCAAAGUGCAGAGUCGUAGACAAAAAGAGGUCACUGUGUUUCAAGCCAAGAUGGAACAAGUUCUGGAACAUCUCGAUGUCCUGAAGCUGGGGAGACUUGCAGCUGUGUAUGUUUUCUCGGAGCUGUUGAACGUGCGACGUGUGACAAUUGGUCUAGGACUUUUUUUUCUUGGAUUGCUAGCUCAAGCGAUCAUGCAUCGACAGAAGAUUAUGGUGAUAUCGAUGUUGCUGAUAUGUUUCUAUCGGUCUCAGCUUAAAGAACGAGCCCUACGGUUCGCACAAGAUUGGGUGGAGACGUCUACCGACAAGUUGGGUGCUUUUACAUCGGCCCCAUGGAUUAUUGCUGUAAUUCCCGUAGUCAUGAAGGUAUUUGGACAGCUAAAAUUCAUGCUUUUCUUGCAACAAGAUGUACGUCUGAUCUUCAUCGUGCUAGCAGUGGUAGGAGUACUCGUGGCCAACUCUCUGCGUACUGUCGCUGGACAACAGGCCAAGUUGUGGGGUGAAGGACAACGACUCAAGUUUGCUGCAUACUUUACGACGAUCGUGUACUGGGUUUUUUGGCGUGGUCAAUGGGCUGAUACCAUACGGCUGCUCGGACCUGCAUUCAUUGAUGCUGGUGGAAUUGUACUGGGCUCUGUGACGUCGUCAGACCUGCAGGAAAUCUGUCGACGUGCAUUCAAGAGGCUUUACAGUGAUGUAGCCAGCAAUAUACAGGCUGAUGUUGACUUGGAUGCGUGGUUCUUUUUGGGACUGGGAAACUGGAUCGUAGAAUACUGGCAGCAGCCUACAGACUUUUCGCUUGACGUGCUGUCAAAGAUGCUGACUGAGUGCUUUGACGCUAUGGAGAAGGCGGCAGUGCGGACAUUCAGUCCUGAGCUGCGUCAUUUGCGAGAUCAAGUCACAAAUAUGGAAAUUACUGACGAACUUCAGUUGCUGGUCGCUUAUAUGAAGCAAAGUCUGAAAGCUGUUCCGCCUCGAAAGUCAUUUGGUUUGGCAAUGUUGUUUAUCAAAAGAUGUCCAUCAUUCGUGGUUUUCGGCCUCCUUACCGUUUUCUUUGGGAUCAUAUCGCUGCCGUUGGUGCCGUUUGUCGUGUCUGAGUACCAAAGUGCAAGGGACCUUUAUGAUUGCUACCAUACCGGAAGUCUACAGGAAAAGGACGGGCUAGAACUGAUGCUGCUAGAUUCGCCGCUUGUUCGUGUCUGGGGUAAUGUUAAGGGCUGUAUCUAUUGCCUAGAGGGCAGUAUCACGUUUUCAAAGGCGGUGACCACUGGAACGCACAUUGUAUCUGCAGCCGCACAGAUCAGUCGGCUGGCCGUAUUUGCGUCUCGAGUGAAGAAAGAAGGUGUUUUUGCUAAUGCUCACGAUAUCCCAGAUCAUGUAGCAAACGUUUUUCUUAUUACGAAGAACUCAAGCUUGAUGAUUGAUGGCGUUCGCUACAUCCGCGAUAGCGCACAGUUACAAGACUUGAAGGCGUCGAUUGCUACUUGGUGGUCGGGGGGACGUGUGAAGGAAGAAAAACAAGAUUGA